Sapajus apella (tufted capuchin) is the source of this 4740-nucleotide messenger RNA. It is a transcript of the gene GPR68, whose product is annotated as G protein-coupled receptor 68. The transcript has 3 exons. Gene Ontology annotation, cellular component: membrane. Gene Ontology annotation, molecular function: G protein-coupled receptor activity. The coding region runs from base 2217 to 3344 and encodes 375 amino acids. The record is from RefSeq and is a predicted model, not a curated record. Gene Ontology annotation, biological process: G protein-coupled receptor signaling pathway; cellular response to pH. Lineage: Eukaryota; Metazoa; Chordata; Mammalia; Primates; Cebidae.
GGAGACUCUGUCUCAAAAAAAGGAAAAGAAAAAGGAAAGAGAGGGAGGAGACAGGGCCACCAAGAACUGGCACACUGUGCCAACUCUAGGGACCACCAACUGGUGGGUUAUAGCAUACAUGGCUCCCCUGGGGUAGUGCAGUGCCGUAGCCCUGGCAGGAUUCAUUCUGUAAUACAUUUCCCACAGGGCAUGCUCUGUCCUCCUGACAGUCAAGAGUCCUCCAUCUGGCAACUGGCAAUGGGCUUUCAAACAGCCCACCUUUUUCCGAGAGAGAUAAGAUGAGGCAGAACAGAGUCAUUGGAAGAAACAGCCUCAGAGUCAGAACUCCAGUCAAGUCCUGGCUCAGUCAGGACUUGGGAAUGGAGUGGCCCUCAGGCAAUUUAUGAAACCUCAGUUUCCUGAUCUGUGAAAUGGAGAGAAUAAAACCACUUGUUUUGGGGAUGAAAGAUCGUGUACAGGCACUAAGGACACAGGAACCAUGUACAAGAUAAGAGCGAUUGGGGCUGCAGUGAGCUGCCACUGUACUCCACUGUCCUCCGGGGGGCGACAAAGCGAGACCCUGUCUCAAAGAUAAAUACAUAAAUACAUAAAUGAUAAGAGCUGCAAAUAACAGGAUAUCUGCAAUGUCCAGUGACAAUGACAAUAACAGCUAACAUCUAUUGAAUCUCACAUGUUCUGGGCAUUGAGCUAAGGGCUUUCCUUGAUUUAACUCAUGUAAUUGUCUCAGCCCUCUUUUGACCUCGUGUCUCCAUUUCACAGACGAGGAAAUGGGCACGAGGUGGGGGGGUGGUUAAGAGGCUUGGCCAGGGUCACCCUGCUAGUAGGUAGUACAACUGGGAUUCAAAUUCCAGCACUUUGGCUUUCAAUGCCAAACUCUUCACAACUAUAUUCAGUUUGGCAACUUUUAAAAAGCAGAUGUGAAUUUUGAUGGCAUGAAUAGUUAACCCAGAAAAUUCCAUUUGUGAAGACUUUCUAAGAAGGAGGAAUUUCAAAAUGAAGACCAGCAGAGGAGGCUGAUCCGGCCUCGAGCCUGCAGGGACAUCACUGGGCUAGUGUCCAGUGGGAAAAGCAAAUCCCUCUGCCUCCACGCUCCCUGUGCCUCUCUCUGCCUCCUCCUGCUCUCCUGUCCUCCCCUGCCAGGAUACUUCUGUCCUCUUACGCACUGUCCAUCCUCCCAGAGACUCACCUAGAGGCUAAGUCACACUGUGAGGAGCGCUGAGCCACCCAGAAGUGUUAGCAGGUGAGAUGUUGCUGUCUCUCUCCUACCUGCCCUGCUGCAGUUCCAAUCACCCUUCUCCCUGACCCCAACCAUCUGUCCUGACAACCGCCAGGCUUCUGCAGACUUCUGCAGUGACAAUUCCAGACAUUCAUUUCACAGAUAGGAAUGGGGGCACCCUGCUUUGAGCAGGAUAACUGGGCUGAGGGCAAAGGCCAUGUAGAGAGAUAGCUGUGUGCCAGGGACCCCAGCCACAGUACAAUACUGGAAAGGGGCCAAGGGCACCCUGCAGGGUUUAGCACACAUUGCCUGGGGCAACCAAGAAUGCUCCCUAAGUUCGAAAGUGAUGUAGACUCUUAAGACGGGGGCAGGAGUUCAGGAGAUGGGAAACAGGAGGUCUCUGGAGUUGGGGGGGGCCACAGGAGCCAAGGUAUGCAGUUGUGAAAAAGUAGAAGGAGCAGAGGAAACAGCCAAGGGUGGCUUGGGACAGGAUGUGGGGAGGAGGAGGGCUCUGUACCCACCUGCCUGGAUUCGAAUCCCGAGGCCUCCGCGUACUACCUGUGUGACCUUGGGCAAGUUGUUUGCCCUCUCUGUGCCUCAUUCCCCUCUAGGGCCUAUCCCGGGGUAGGAUGGUAGUGGGGGCGGGGGUCCCUGAACCACCUGGCUCUUCCCAGCAGGGGCCGAGCCUAGGGACUGUGGUCAGGGUGAAAGGCAGGGCAUGGACCCUCACUCAGGGCUGCGGGUACCCAACACGGGGGUGGAAUCGGAGCACAACGUGGCCCCGCGUUCCCAGGAAGAGACCCGAGGACGUCCCCAGGCCACCCCGCCAACCGCGUGCGCGCCGGCAGGAAGAGGGGGCGCGGGGUGACAGCCGCGGGCGCCUCAGUCCCGCGCCGCGCAGGGUCUCGCCUACCACCAGUGAUGCCCAGCCCUUGGUAGAGCUUGAACCACUUUCUAUAAACAGGAUGGCGGUGGAGAGACAGGCCUGGUCCAUGAGUCCAUGAGGGGUGAGGCCCCUCCAGGCCUAAAGAUGGGGAACAUCACUGCAGACAACUCCUCGAUGGGCUGCACCAUCGACCACACCAUCCACCAGACGCUGGCCCCGGUGGUCUAUGUCAUGGUGCUGGUGGUGGGCUUCCCCGCCAACUGCCUGUCCCUCUACUUCGGCUACCUGCAGAUCAAGGCCCGGAACGAGCUGGGCGUGUACCUGUGCAACCUGACGGUGGCCGACCUCUUCUACAUCUGCUCGCUGCCCUUCUGGCUGCAGUACGUGCUGCAGCACGACAACUGGUCACACGGUGACCUGUCGUGCCAGGUGUGCGGCAUCCUCCUCUACGAGAACAUCUACAUCAGCGUGGGCUUCCUCUGCUGCAUCUCCGUCGACCGCUACCUGGCUGUGGCCCAUCCUUUCCGCUUCCACCAGUUCCGGACCCUGAAGGCGGCUGUGGGCAUCAGCGUGGUCAUCUGGGCCAAGGAACUGCUGACCAGCAUCUACUUCCUGAUGCACGAGGAGGUCAUCGAGGACGAGGACCAGCACCGCGUGUGCUUCGAGCACUACCCCAUCCAGGCGUGGCAGCGCGGCAUCAACUACUACCGCUUCCUGGUGGGCUUCUUCUUCCCCAUCUGCCUGCUGCUGGCCUCCUACCAGGGCAUCCUGCGCGCUGUGCGCCGGAGCCACGGCACCCAGAAGAGCCGCAAGGACCAGAUCCAGCGGCUGGUGCUCAGCACCGUGGUCAUCUUCCUGGCCUGCUUCCUGCCCUACCACGUGCUGCUGCUGGUGCGCAGCCUCUGGGAGGCCAGCUGCGAGUUCGCCAAGGGCAUCUUCAACGCCUACCACUUCUCCCUCCUGCUCACCAGCUUCAACUGCGUUGCCGACCCCGUGCUCUACUGCUUUGUCAGCGAGACCACCCACCGGGACCUGGCCCGGCUCCGCGGGGCCUGCCUGGCCUUCUUCACCUGCUCCAGGACCGGCCGGGCCCGGGAGGCCUACCCACUGGGUGCCUCCGAGGCCUCCGGGAAAAGCGGGGCCCAGGGCGAGGAGCCCGAGCUGUUGACCAAGCUCCACCCCGCCUUCCAGACCCCUAACUCACCAGGGGCGGGAGGGUCCCCCACAGAUGCUUCGGCCUAGCCUGGGUCCCCCAUGGGUGGGGCCACGUGAGGCAGGAGCCUUCAGCCCACAGGCCUCAGGGUUGGCCACUUCCUGUUUCGCUCAGCACCAGUGCAGCUUUCUGCUGAGGCGGCGAGGCCCCUGUGACUCCGGAAGCCUGUUCUCACUUGCCGAGCCCACGGAGACCAUCGAGGGUGGGAAUAAGCCCCCGUCGGCUCAUGGUGGCCUCUGCCGCAGAGUAUGAUGUGGCCAAGCUGGGGCUGCUGGGACGGGGAGACAGUGAACUGCGCUUCCUGGCCUGCUUCCUGCAGAGAGUUUGUGCAUGGGGACUGUGAGGACGUGGAGGGUGGGAGGCUGGGGGUUUACCUGCCAGGGCUUCCAGUGCCACUGUUGUCACAGACAAUGUGUGUCCAGAUGCCCCGGUGGGACCAGCACUGGAGUCCUACCCACAACAGCAUGGGAAGUGAAGACUGGAGGGGAAAGGAAGGCAGGAGUGGGGAGGAAUGGGGGGAAGGAAAAGAGGAAGAAGGGAGGAGGGGAGAGGGAAGGUAGUGGGUGUUUGGAACUCAGGCUGGGGUGGGGGAGAGGGGGAGCUAUAGGCAGAGGAGGAUGCUAGCUCCAGCCACAAGAACUGGGAGAGCCGCUGGCUGCCCCAGGAGACCUGCCCCCUCCACAGAAAUGCCAGCCCUUUAGACCUUCUGGUUGGUUGGCUGGGACCAGCUCUGACUUCCCAGGUCAUGCCCUCCAAGACCUGCAACUCAAAUUCCUCAGAACCAAGAGGUUACAUAGGCUUCUUCCAAGAAGGGACCAGGGGCGAGGAGUAGAAGUUGGCAUCAGUAAACAUUUCUGGAAUCUACCAAAGGGAGGCCCAGGCAGAACCCCUUCCUCAGUCUCCCUUCCCCUCUUUCCUUUGUGCUAUGUCUCUUAGCCGUCUCAUCAGGGAUGCUCAGAGGCAGACAGCGCAGGCUGGAGGUGCUCCAGGGAGGGGUGCUCACGGUGGUCCCAGGACUACACUUGGCUUUGACUGAGCAGUCCCUGCUCAGAUCCUUGUGAAGGGUGUCCAGUGACAUGGGGAGGUUCUCUUCCCCUUCCUAGAGGAGGAAGUGACCAAGUUUGAAGGUGGCAGAAAUAACCACACAGCCAACAAGAGUCCAUGCAACUCAGCCCAGGAUCCUCCUGGACCAGUGACAUUGGUGGAAGCUUCCAUGCCUCAUUCUACAGUUCUUCCUCCUAUGUUGACCUUAAACACCAGCUUUCCCACUGACUACGGACUGGGAAGAGCUGAGGGCAGUAUCAUUUACUAUCAAGAGCUGUAUUUUUGUAUUGUCCUCUCUUUCUGCCAAGUGCACAUGUGUUGACUGUGCAAUGGAUUUAUGUAGCAAACUUCAGUCUGCAAAUAAAGCAAAGUAACCAGACA